Strigops habroptila (Kakapo) is the source of this 1242-nucleotide messenger RNA. It is a transcript of the gene HPCA, whose product is annotated as hippocalcin. Lineage: Eukaryota; Metazoa; Chordata; Aves; Psittaciformes; Psittacidae. The transcript is spliced from 4 exons. Gene Ontology annotation, molecular function: calcium ion binding. The record is from RefSeq and is a predicted model, not a curated record. Bases 142 to 723 code for a protein of 193 amino acids.
CCCCCGCCGCUGCGGCGGGCACUACCGGCGGGCGCUCCCGGGCUGCGGUGGCGCGCGGCGGCGGCGGCGGCGGCAGCUCGUCCCCGGGCAGCACAGAGGCACCCCCGGAGCCGGGCCAGGUGCCUGCCUCGUCCCAGCACGAUGGGGAAGCAGAACAGCAAACUGCGCCCCGAGAUGCUCCAGGACCUGCGGGAAAACACCGAGUUCUCCGACCUGGAGCUGCAGGGCUGGUACAAGGGUUUCCUGAAGGAUUGUCCCUCCGGGAUCCUCAACGUGGAAGAGUUCAAGAAGAUCUACGCCAACUUCUUCCCUUACGGCGACGCCUCCAAGUUUGCCGAGCACGUCUUCCGCACCUUCGACACCAACGGCGACGGCACCAUCGACUUCCGAGAGUUCAUCAUCGCCCUGAGCGUCACCUCCCGCGGGAAGCUGGAGCAGAAGCUCAUGUGGGCCUUCAGCAUGUACGACCUGGACGGCAACGGCUACAUCAGCCGGGAGGAGAUGCUGGAGAUCGUGCAGGCCAUCUACAAAAUGGUCUCCUCGGUGAUGAACAUGCCCGAAGAUGAAUCGACUCCGGAGAAAAGAACGGAAAAAAUCUUCCGCCAGAUGGAUACUAAUAACGAUGGUAAGCUUUCGCUGGAGGAGUUCAUCAAAGGUGCCAAGAGUGACCCGUCCAUCGUGCGCCUGCUGCAGUGUGACCCCAGCGGUGCCGCACAGUUCUGAGCCCCACGGACCCCCACAGCCUUCCCACAGCCCCACACCACCCCCCGACCCUGCGGCUGGCUACUGCCCCCUGCCCGGCCCCUGUGGUCCCCCCACUGCCCGGCCCCCAUGAGGAGAGAGCUGGAGCCCAGCAGAGGCUGCGGCAAGGGGGGACCCGGGGGGGGACGGUCCCCGUGGCCAGGGGGCUCCCACACUGGUUCAACUGGGGGAAGUAUGGAGCAGGGUCUGCCCUGAGCGAGGAUGUUCCCCCCAGCACCAGGGGCUUGGAGAAGGGGACAACCCAGCCUGGUGGGAAAGGUUCAUGGCGAAGCCACCACCGCAUCCCUGGCAGGCGCAGGGACACAGCCCAGGGGACAAAGACACGGUGGCUUGGGGACCCCCAGCACCCCCCAUGCAUGCAGACAUGGCCAUGGGGCCGAGCCAGCCCCUUCCCCACAGCCAGCACAAGGGCAGGGGCUGCGGGGAGGGGACACACUUCUCGUCUUUUAAUACCUACAGAAUAAAGUUUGUGCCAGUGCA